This is a messenger RNA of Salvia hispanica, 1775 nucleotides long. Its product is annotated as diacylglycerol kinase 7-like. Gene Ontology annotation, cellular component: membrane. NCBI's taxonomy places the organism in Eukaryota, Viridiplantae, Streptophyta, Magnoliopsida, Lamiales, Lamiaceae. Gene Ontology annotation, biological process: phospholipase C-activating G protein-coupled receptor signaling pathway. Gene Ontology annotation, molecular function: ATP-dependent diacylglycerol kinase activity. The record is from RefSeq and is a predicted model, not a curated record.
CGCGUUGAUUUGUUUUUUACACAUGACUUCGCUUUCCCAAAUUGAUAGCAAAUUGGAGAGGUUUGAGAGAGAGAGAGAGAGGGUGAAUUGAAUUGAAUCAGAGAGAGUGAGGAAACUGGUUCAAACCGUGCCGACAUUUGCCUCAGAGAAGGGUAGAAUCGUAAAUGGCUCCUCCACGCAAGCCUCGACGGUUAUCGACUUCCGGCCGGUCGUCGCUGAUCGACUCCAUCCGCGGAUUCACGCUCUCCGGCGUGCGUGUCAACAAGGAGGACCUCCAGAACAAAAUCACCUUCCCGGAGUAUCUCCGCCGCGCGAUGACGGAGGCGAUCCGCGCCAAGGACGCCGACGCCGCUUCCGCCGUCCAGCUCUUCGACCAAGGCCAAGGCCAGCAGCCCGCGGAAUGGCCGCUUGUGGUGUUCAUCAAUUCCAAGAGCGGCGGCCGCCACGGCCCCAAACUCAAGGCCCGCCUACAGGAACUGAUGGGCGAAGAACAGGUUUUUGACCUUUCAGAGGUGAAGCCUCAUGAGUUUGUUCAGUAUGGAUUGUCUUGCCUGGAGAAUUUUGCUAAUCUUGGAGACAAUUGCGCAAAAGCAACCCGUGAGAAACUUAAGAUUGUGGUAGCAGGAGGUGAUGGCACUGUUGGCUGGGUUCUUGGAUGCCUUGGGGAGCUCAACAGACAGGGCAGGCUUCCUAUUCCACCAACUGGAGUUAUUCCACUUGGUACUGGAAAUGACUUAUCAAGGAGUUUUGGUUGGGGAGGCUCAUUCCCUUUUAAUUGGAAAUCAUCUGUUAAAAGAACUCUUGAAAAGGUCGCCCAUGGUCCUAUUGCUCGUCUUGACAGUUGGCAGGUCUUAAUAUCAAUGCCAGCUGGGGAAAAAUUGGAGCUACCUUAUUCUCUGAAGGAAGCAGAAGAAACACCUCUUGAUCAGGAACUGGAAGUUGAAGGGGAGCUUCCAGAGAAGGUUUCUUGCUAUCAAGGAGUAUUUUAUAAUUAUUUCAGCAUAGGUAUGGAUGCCCAAGUUGCAUAUGGUUUCCACCAUUUACGCAAUGAAAAACCUUACCUUGCUCAAGGUCCUAUUUCAAAUAAGAUGAUAUACUCUGGAUACAGUUGCCAACAAGGAUGGUUCUGCACACCAUGCAGCAGUUAUCCAGGUUUAAGGUCUUUGAAGAACAUCUUGAGGAUUCACAUAAAGAAGGUGAAUCAUUUGAAAUGGGAGCAAAUCCCAGUCCCAUCAAGCGUGAGAUCUAUUGUUGUUCUUAAUCUUCCUAGCUAUGGAAGUGGAAGAAAUCCAUGGGGCAAGCUAAAGCCAGAUUAUCUAGAGAAGAGGGGGUUUGUUCAGGCUCACCCAGAUGAUGGUUGUUUGGAAAUUUUUGGUCUUAAACAUGGAUGGCAUGCUUCGAUGGUUAUGGCUGAAGUAAUAUCCGCCAAACACAUAGCACAGGCUUCAGAUAUCCGAUUCGAGCUCAGAGGAGGAGAAUGGAAGAAGUCUUACCUACAAAUGGAUGGUGAACCAUGGAAACAACCAAUGGACAAGGACUUCUCAACGUUUGUGGAAAUUAAGAGAGUGUCCAAUCAGUCCCUCAUGGUCAGGGCAGAAUAGGUUCGUGUGAAAAGCUACUUACUACAGCAAUAAGUCGCUGUACAUACAUAUUUUAGCUUUGCAUUAAUACAUUCUUUGAGCUGAAGUUUAGUAGACUCCAGAGUGAAAUUGAGUAACAAUGUUUCUAAUUCACAAGCAUCGAAUCUUAAUAUAAUAGCUUGGUUGUUGCUUCCA